UUUGUUUUUUAUUUAUUUUGAUGUGAUAUUAUGAUUACACAUUGCUACAAUAUUUUUGCGUGCUAUCCGCACCGAUUUCAGUGAAAACCAGUCGACUCAAAACCGUUUUUCCGGUCUUCGUUGCCGGUCAACCAAUUUUCGCCCGCCAUCGUCUGAUAUCUAUUCUUCACCGUUUAACCUCCAGGUGCUGUAAUCGAUCGGCAUUUACUAUGUCUAACACGCACAGAAUGCGAUACAAAAAUGAAGGCGUUGACUCUAAAGAAUUGCGUCGCAGGCGUGAAGAAGAAGGCAUUCAGUUGCGCAAGGAAAAGCGAGACAUUCAGCUGUUUAAAAGGCGCAACCUGAAUGAAUUCAUUCAGAAUGACGAUGUUGAUACACCUGUACCAAAUACUAUAACUGAUUGGUCAAACAUAAAUGAUGAAUUGAUCAAACAUUUGUACAGUCUUAAUGAAGAAGAUCAAUUAAAAGCUACUCAAAAGUUCAGGAAAUUGUUAUCAUCUGAACCGAAUCCUCCUAUUGAUGCUGUUAUUAGUACUGGGGUUAUUCCACGAUUUGUGGAAUUUUUGAAAAAUACAACUAAUAGCCAUCUACAGUUUGAAGCAGCAUGGGCUUUAACAAACAUUGCUUCUGGAACAUCAGACCAAACACGUAAAGUAAUGGAAGCUGAUGCUGUACCAGUAUUUAUAUACUUGUUAGAAUCACCUUAUGAAGAUGUACAAGAACAAGCCGUUUGGGCUUUAGGAAAUAUUGCUGGUGAUUCUCCAAUGUGUCGUGACUAUGUUUUGAGUAUGGGUAUUAUGAAGCCAUUAUUAAAACUAUUAAAUAGUUGUUCACGUCUAUCGAUGACUCGUAAUUCUGUAUGGGCAGUAUCCAAUUUAUGUCGUGGAAAAGUGCCACCACCUGAUUUUACAAUGGUAUCGCCUGCUUUACCGGUUUUAGCUGAAUUAUUGAAUCAUUGUGAUGCUGAUGUUUUGGCAGAUACUUGUUGGGCUUUAUCUUAUUUAUCUGAUGGUCCAAAUGAAAAAAUUCAAGCAGUUAUUGAUGCUGGAGUUUGUCCAACUCUAGUUGAAUUACUAAUGCAUACACAAAAUAAUGUAGUUUCUGCUGCUCUUCGAGCUGUUGGUAAUAUAGUGACAGGUGAUGAUGUUCAAACACAAGUUGUUCUAAACUGUUCAGUUUUACCAUGCCUACUUAGUUUAUUGGGAUCAUCCAAAGAAGCUAUUCGUAAAGAAGCUUGUUGGACAAUUUCAAAUAUUACUGCUGGAAAUAAAAAUCAAAUUCAAGCUGUUUUAAAUGAAAAUAUAUUCCCAGCACUCAUUAAUAUUAUGGCCACAGCUGAAUUCAAGACAAGGAAAGAAGCUGCUUGGGCAAUAACCAAUGCCACAUCUGGAGGAACACAAGAACAAAUUCAACAUUUGGUUGAGCAAAAAUGCAUCCCUCCGUUGUGUGACCUUCUAACAGUGACAGAUGCGAAAAUUAUCCAGGUGGCUUUGAAUGGUCUAGAAAAUAUUCUUAAAUUAGGUGAACAAUUAGCUAGGCAAACUGGUGCUAUUAAUCAGUAUGCUGUUCUACUCGAAGAAUGCUACGGUUUGGACAAAAUAGAGUUCCUACAGUCACAUGAUAACAUCGAAAUAUAUCAAAAAGCUUUUGGAAUUAUUGAACGUUAUUUUGGUUCUGAUGAAGAUGAUCCACGUGUUGCGCCAUCCACUCAAGAAACUGAACAAGGAAUUGAACAGUUUGAUUUCAGAGAUCAGAGUGUCCCUAUGACUAGAUUCGAAUUCUAAGAACUGUUACAGGAAAUAUGAUUUGAUUUUAUUCAAUUUGUUCAUGAUUAUUAUUUGCACAUACAAUUUAUAGAAAUAAAACAGACAUUCUCUAACUUUAAAAGAAGAUUAUGACUGUUUGCAUUCAACUACUGGCAUAUUUCCCUAAAAAAAUGAAAUAUAAUUUGAUCGACAUUAAUAAAUUGGUUUUUUUUUUCGACUA
Messenger RNA from Sipha flava (yellow sugarcane aphid), 1986 nucleotides. It is a transcript of the gene Kap-alpha1, whose product is annotated as importin subunit alpha-7. Bases 210 to 1784 code for a protein of 524 amino acids. Gene Ontology annotation, molecular function: nuclear import signal receptor activity; protein binding. Gene Ontology annotation, biological process: NLS-bearing protein import into nucleus. NCBI's taxonomy places the organism in Eukaryota, Metazoa, Arthropoda, Insecta, Hemiptera, Aphididae. Gene Ontology annotation, cellular component: nucleoplasm; nucleus; cytoplasm. The record is from RefSeq and is a predicted model, not a curated record. The transcript is spliced from 8 exons.